This is a messenger RNA of Ostertagia ostertagi, 2568 nucleotides long. NCBI's taxonomy places the organism in Eukaryota, Metazoa, Nematoda, Chromadorea, Rhabditida, Trichostrongylidae. The record is from the annotation of a GenBank genome assembly.
AUGCGUUCCACUUUCAAUGGUGGAGGAAGUGCUGCCGCUCCGGUUCGCUCUCCUAAAACGCAGGACUAUCCUGUUGCCGCUCCGAUCUUUGUGAAGAAUCGCUAUGGUCGUGAGGACAUGUUAGCCUUGAUGGGAGAUGCUGCUGGUCAUCCACCUCCUGAAGGCCUUCAAAAUUGCCCUUUCUAUGUCGAAGAAGCCCUUCCUCCGAUAGUCUGCUAUCCGCUAUCGGAUUUGGAACAGCGUCUUCAACAGAACAUCAACUCUUCUAAAGCGAUGUCAUCACUUUCUCACGCAGAACGUGCUAGUGUGGCCACCGGUGCGGCAUAUAGCGGUGGUGGGAAUGAAAGUGCUGGUGGUCAUAAAGGAGCUGCUGGAGGCUGGACUCCAGUCAAGCAGUGGGGUCGCAACCAUCCGAACGCUGGGGCACCCGUGAAAGGAGGAGGUCCAUCGCGACCAUAUGUACCACCAUGUCGAAAUGCAAAUCGAGGCCGUGGUGGUUCGCAAGCACCAGCUCGGGGAGGUGGCGUUUCUGGAACGGCUUUCAAUUCUCGAGCACAGGGUUUGUAUGACCCUCGUGACCCGAAAGGGAAUCUGGUGAUGAAGCAACCAGUGCAACGGGUUCAUUUGAUGAACAUGGACGAUUCCGGAAGAAGGUAUGAAAGGCAAAAGUCAACAAAUAACGAAAACCAGAGCACCGAGAAGAGCGCUCCACCUUUACAGACGCCUCGUGAUUCCAAUCCUCCAUCAGGAGACGUAAAUGCUUCAAAUACCGAAACCGACGGUUCACGAAGUUACAUGGCUAUGCGGCCGCAAGCUGAACAACUUGGAUAUCAUUCCGCUGUGCCUUCGCAACAUCCAGGUGUUGGUGCUGGACCUGUACCCAGUGCUCCCCCACCAAUGAUUCAUCCACCUACUCCUCAGUUCUUCUACUUGGAUCCAACCAAGCAAGAGCGCGGUCCUUUCGAGAAGCUUCAAAUGGACAGCUGGUAUAAACGUGGUUAUUUCACGGAAGGAUUGGAAGUUAGGCGUCAUACUGAGACAAAGUACAGAACGUUAGGCGAAUUGAUGCAGUUGAAUGGACGAAUGACACCGUUCGACUAUAAAGAUGAUGUAGCUUCUCACCCACCGGUGACAAUGUUUUCGAAUCCAUCCCAACCGUACCCACCCCUCUUCGCAAGUGGAGGAAUGUGGAGCGACCUAGGCGCCCCUGCAAAUAUGAUGUACAGUCAAGCGGGCUAUGAUCCUAUUGCUGCCGAAAGAAAGCGAAUCGAGGAAGAGCAACGACGGAUACUAGAGGAACAAGCCAAAAUGAGAGAAUACCAGGAACAUCUUGUGCGGGAAUUACAGAAGCAGAGGGAAGAACAUGAGAAACAGUUAAUGGAGCAAAAACUUGCGCUUCUCAAGCAUCAGGAGGAAAUUGAACGACGAGAACGUGAGCUGAAAGAGUCAGCUGAAGAAACGAAAGCCCGACUAGAGAUGGAAAGGCUUGCGCUUGCUGAGAAGGCUCGCCAGAUUGAAGAGGAACGAUUGGCCAAAAUCGAGAAAGCCGCUGAGGAAGCCCGUAAGAACGCUGCAGCGCAGGCCGAAAAGGAAAAGCGUCAGGAAUCUGCGAAAAGUUUCGAGAUUGAAGAAGUUUGGCAGGCAGCGCCAAAGCCUUCUCAAGCAGGUGCGGAUGGUGGAAGCGCAACAAAGAAGUCCAGCACAACGAAAGUUGCGCCGUGGGUAGCAGCAUCAGCCGUACUCCCAGCAAAAGAAAAGACUUUGAAGGAGAUACAGGAAGAAGAAGAGCGGCAGUUGCGCGCAGAACAAGCACAACAAGCUCGCCUGAGAAAAGAACAGGAGACGAUUAACCUCCAAGCGAGUGCAACUUGGUCCAAUGCAUCGCAACGUCUUCAGUGGAGCCAACCAGCCCAGCAAAGCCCUGCCGCUAAAACGGCAGCUGUCGUCAAGCCAGCUUGGGGUGGAGCCGGUGUUGAACCACAAAAAGCUGCUUCUUCUCCAUUCUGGGACGGUCCACCAUUGCAGACAGCUAAUAAGGCUCCAUCCAAUCCAUCUAAGAAAUCUUCGGCAGAAAAAGUAUCUAAUACGAAGUCCUCCGCUUCUAAAAGCGGCACUAAUGCUUUGGCAAAUGAAAAGGCUGCCAAACGAGCUCUGGGUAUGGGUGAGGACAAUAGUGUGUUCUUAGAAUGGGUAGUGCAGCGAUUGAAGGAGCUGAAUUCGACUGUUGAAGCGGAAGUGCUCGCAAUGUUCAUCGAAGGUGUUGAGAAUCCUGACGAGGUGGAAGACUACGUUAUGGGAUACCUGGGAGAUUCGAAGGCUGUUAAGGAAUUUGUUAGAGAAUUUCUACUGAAACGAAGUGAUUUCCGUAAUCGUAAACAACACGGUGUAAAAAAUGAUCUCUCAAGUGCUCGUGGAGCUCCAGUGUCGGGUAAUGGAGCAGGUUUUUCGGCGGGCGCUCGGCUCGUUGUUGAUGGCUCAUGUUUGGGUUUCCGUGCGACCUCAGAUCCAAAUCGGGUCAACCAAGGAGAAAUUGAGACUGUAACAAUUGCAUCUGGACAGAAGAGAUAG